Molecule: messenger RNA, 513 nt
Organism: Danaus chrysippus (African queen)
Lineage: Eukaryota; Metazoa; Arthropoda; Insecta; Lepidoptera; Nymphalidae
Source: the annotation of a GenBank genome assembly
AUGUUAGACUACCGCUGUACCGCGGUUCUGUUCCCUCGGCCACCUGACCUCCAUCAGUACAAAGAGCAACUCCUCGUUUGUGGUCAGCCGUCAGCCUUUUCCCGACCCUAUACCCUACGUAUUAAGGACCAAGUUCCCGUGCCAGUGCAUCCACUCUCAAGGUUGUCUGCAAUGAACAAGACAACCGACAGUGCCGCCCUGAGGGGUCGACGGCCGUGUUUUUCGGGAACUCUGACUAAUUUCGUUAAAAGCAUUCCGUUUGGAGACGAGCGGGCAGCAGGAGCCGGCCAGCCAGGCCCCGGCAGUAUCCCGGUCGAGGAGGUGGCGCGGGCGCAGUUACAAAUAUUCGAUAUGACUUCUGGAACAUUGCCUCGUGCUCCGAUGGGUCGCUAUAUAAAAAUACCUCCGAAGAAAUUGGAGCAAAAAAUAUUUAGUAAAGGUCGCCACGGCUCCACAGACCCUCCGAAAAUAGAGGACCCUUGUAACUAUCCCGCGACCGAGUGUUCCACGUGA